Messenger RNA from Pogona vitticeps (central bearded dragon), 1527 nucleotides. Lineage: Eukaryota; Metazoa; Chordata; Lepidosauria; Squamata; Agamidae. The record is from RefSeq and is a predicted model, not a curated record.
AUGUAUAAUUAUAGAAGCUUAAAUGGACUUCACAUCCUCAGUGCAUCAAGUGUUAUCCCCAGUUGCAAGGAAUAUGUACAUGUGCUGGUGGAAGGGGAACUCGAAACAGAGGAGUCAGAGCUGGAAAAAUGCAUAGAUGAUGCUACAAAAAAGCAAGAUUUCCAAGGACUGGAACCAUUUUUGGAUAAUGACAUUUAUGACAGUAUUUCUCACAAGUGCAGCAAACAGUUUCUCAACAAAAUAGACAAACUUAUAUGCCAGGGACUCGAUAAAGGAGAACUCAAGAAUGUGUCUACCUUGUUGAACGUUCUUCAGAAACAUGGCAAGAAUAUCAACAUACUAGGUGAAGUUGGGUUUCCAGCGAUGAUAGAAUACAGUCUUGUUCAAAAGAUGGUUACUUGGUUUGAAAAGGCCAAAGGAUUCCUAGAAAAUAACACAAAUGAAAAAAAUAACAAAUUGACUAUUCUUUUUGAAGACUUCUUUGAUAUCCUCAUGGUAGUACAUGAUACUAGCAGCAAAGGUAAAAUACAAAUACUAGAAAAUUUUAUACUGCGAACAUGUGCUCUUGCUACUGAUAAGAACAUUAAUAUUUAUAUUCAGCAGGAGGCAGUAAGAAAAUUGAACACAAUGCUUAAUGCUAUGCCUCGAGAUAUUAGGAAGAAAAUUAUUUCUACAAAGGAAAUGCUGCAUGUCAUGAAUGAUAUGGGAAAGAGAAUUUUGGAAGCUGGGGACUACGACCUCCAAGUUGCCAUUACUGAAGCUUUAUGUAGAAUGACAUCGGAAAAACAAAGGGGAGAACUGGCAAGCCAAUGGUUUUCAAUGGAGUUUAUUUCUAAUGCAUUUAAAGGAAUUAAGGAUUCUGAGUUUGAAACAGACUGCAGAAAGUUUCUUAAUCAAGUGAAUGGCAUGCUUGGAGACAAAAGAAGAGUUUUUACCUAUCCUUGUUUAUCAGCCAUCCUGGAUAACUAUGAAUUACAGAUACCAGCAGAUGAUAAUCUUGAAGAAUUCUGGAUUGAUUUUAAUACUGGUAGCAGAAGUAUAUCCUUCUAUGUUGCUGCAGAUGAUGAAGGUAACCAGUGGGAAACUAUUUGCAUUCCUGAGGAAGAAGUGGAUACAUACAUUAUUGAAGAAAAAGACCAAAAAAAGGUGCUAAUAAUACAUGUAAACAAUCCAAUAUCUGUGGAUACAAAAGAAGGGGAUAAAAUAACAUUGCAUUUUGAUUCUGCAUUGGAAAUUGCGGAUGCAGUAAGCAAAGUUUAUGGAGCAACUAAAUGCAAAGGAUUUACAAGGAAGAAUGCGAUGUCAGUUGCUAAAACUACAGUCCAUGUAAUUUUUGAUGAAAGUGGAUCACAGGUUCUUGUACCUGAGAGUCAGAUGUCAUCUUUGAAUGAAGGAAGCAAACUGGAUGAAAAAGGUUAUGCCCUGCAUCGGCAUUAUAAGACACAAAUGGCUCUGAAUCAAAAAGCUGACAAGGUGGACUUUCAAACAGUUAAAUCGAUAGUAAGUUUUCUAUUGUCAAAAAAAUAA